This is a messenger RNA of Ostrea edulis (European flat oyster), 12128 nucleotides long. RefSeq lists its product as uncharacterized. Gene Ontology annotation, molecular function: protein binding; zinc ion binding. NCBI's taxonomy places the organism in Eukaryota, Metazoa, Mollusca, Bivalvia, Ostreida, Ostreidae. The transcript is spliced from 5 exons. The coding region runs from base 7306 to 9021 and encodes 571 amino acids. The record is from RefSeq and is a predicted model, not a curated record.
CAUGUCAAAUGUAGCUGAGUGCUUAGUAAAAAUGUUGAUAUACAACAUGUAGGUGUCACCAUGAUUCCUAGCAUAUAGAUGGGUGCAAAUACGAAACUAAGACACGUGGUCAGUUGCUGAAGAAAUUCCGGUGAAAACAUGCAGGGUCUAGCAAAAGGUCUGUAGCUGUGAGGGAAGGUGGAUGGCCCCAUAUGAGAGGUAGAUUUUUGAGAAGGGCAGAUAGGGUUCUUGAUUGUGCACAGUGUCUAAAUCCCCAUGUUUGGUACUGUGAUGGUGUGGGGGUGGUGCGGAUUAGCCCAAAUGAGGGAAAAUCAAAGCAAAAAAGGGGAACCUGCUCAGAGCAUGUUUUGUGCACCAGCACCAGUAUUUAUAGAUUACAUGUAAUUUAGGGUCAUAAUUUAUUAACUACACUAAUAUGAAAUACAAGUAUGGACAUAAAAGGGAAAUAUGAUUUUUCAUUAGUCUGUCAUAAUCUGACUUUGGUGUAUACCCCCUAUCCACAUGUUUCAAAACCAAAGAAACUGUACCCUGCCACCUUUAAGAUAAUGGCAUUUUUUGAAACACAUGGAAUUCAGUCAAUUUCAUUAAUAUUAUCAAGAUAAAUGUAUUAGAUAUGUAAUACAACCCUUUAUUUCAAUAGAUGUAUCACAUUAGUGUCACAAUGGUAGACAACAGAGUCAAGGGGGGUAAGCUAUGCUUUAGUACUAUGGAAAACCAGAAUCUGGUCAAGUAUCAUAGUGACAUGCAAGUACAUGUAAAUAAGCUUAGUGGUUAAAAUAAUGUUAUUUGGGGUACUUCAUAUACUGUGUAUUCUUUUUACAUAGAUUACAUGUAGUUUUACAUGUUCUACAUGUAAUUAACAAAUUGUACUGAUUGACAGGUCUCAGGUACAGUAGAUCACAUUUCUUCUCAGCACCAUGAUACAUAUUUAUGAAAAAAUACUUGCAGAUAGAGAGAUAAGUCAUUUUAGAGACAUUUUGUACACAAAAAACACAGUUAAUACCAUUUUCUCAUUUAUGGGUGGUACUUGUAAACAAGCCACCUCCCCUUUGACAUUUGGCUGAAUUGCAUGAAUCUUUAGUUUUCACUAUUAGGAUGGCAUAGAAUAGAAUGUAAGAAGAGAACAGGUAUUCAAAAUCUUGUUGGGGAGUUGUUUACUUAAUUAGAGCAUAUUUCAGGUCUAUACAUAUACAGUAUGUAAAGAAGUAGACAGUGAAGUGGGGAAUUUUCUUGAUUUUAAGAGCAGUUAUGUCCCUUUAUUUCUCUCUAAUCCAUCAUUUUCUACACAGGUUCUCAUGAUUACAUGUUCAGCAUGUAGCACCACAUAUAAGGUCACUUUUACCAUAGAUACAAUAUACUUGUAAUAUUAUUUGUUAGGCACAGGGAUCUUACUCGAACACUCUCAUCACUCAAAAAUGACAACAUCAUACACAGAAAUGUAGGGGUUUUAAAUAAUUUUAUUGCGUACACAUUUAGGGCGGUCGACAUGAUGUAUUGGUGUAGUUUCACUCAGAAUAAGUCAGAUUUGUCAAAAAUGGGAGUUGACGUCAAUGACAUGAGAUGUCAGAAUUCUUAAAGGUAGCAGGGGACAGUUUCGCACCAUAGGCCCGGUCAACUUUUUCAAAAAAUGGAAUUACCCCGUAUUUGAAGUGAUAUUACAUGUGUAAAAAUGUAUACAAUAAUUUUAGGAUGCAUGUCAAAUGUAGCUGAGUGCUUAGUAAAAAUGUUGAUAUACAACAUGUAGGUGUCACCAUGAUUCCUAGCAUAUAGAUGGGUGCAAAUACGAAACUAAGACACGUGGUCAGUUGCUGAAGAAAUUCCGGUGAAAACAUGCAGGGUCUAGCAAAAGGUCUGUAGCUGUGAGGGAAGGUGGAUGGCCCCAUAUGAGAGGUAGAUUUUUGAGAAGGGCAGAUAGGGUUCUUGAUUGUGCACAGUGUCUAAAUCCCCAUGUUUGGUACUGUGAUGGUGUGGGGGUGGUGCGGAUUAGCCCAAAUGAGGGAAAAUCAAAGCAAAAAAGGGGAACCUGCUCAGAGCAUGUUUUGUGCACCAGCACCAGUAUUUAUAGAUUACAUGUAAUUUAGGGUCAUAAUUUAUUAACUACACUAAUAUGAAAUACAAGUAUGGACAUAAAAGGGAAAUAUGAUUUUUCAUUAGUCUGUCAUAAUCUGACUUUGGUGUAUACCCCCUAUCCACAUGUUUCAAAACCAAAGAAACUGUCCCCUGCCACCUAAACUCAACAUUGCCAGCAGAGACGAGGGAACUAAGACUACGGAUAAAAGUAUCCAAACGUGGUGAGAAGACUUGGAUGAAUUAACAUAACAGAAGGAAGACCGGAAGCCAUUGUUAUAUGGUGGUAUAAUGUAUCAGCUGUUCUAUCACUUCAUACAUAUCGAGAUUGCAGAUAAGAUAUUACCUCAUCAGAAUUCAUAACUUGAGCAAUAUGUUCCCUUUGACAUUCAAUUUUAUUACUGAUAACCCUAUGUUACUGUAAAUUCAUUCAUCUUCCUCCAAAGAUGUACAUGUUAAAUUCUUCAUUGCUAUUUUAGCUCACCUGAGUCAAUGACAAGUUUUUCUGAUCAAAAUGUGUCCAUUGUACAUCGUCGUUGUUUGCAUUCUCCUCAUCAUAAACUUUCCUCAUUUUCAUAUUCUUUUCCAGAACCACUGGGCAAAUUUCAACCAAACUUGGCACAGAGCACCUUUGGGUGAAGGGGAUUUAAAUUUUUAAAAUGAAGGGCCGUGCCCGUUCAAAAAUGCAAAAAUAUGAUGGGUAAUUUUAAAAUCUUCUCAAGAACCACUGGGCCUGAAGAAAUAAAAUUCAUAUGAAAGCUUAUUGACAUAUUAAAAUUUGUUAAAUGUGUGCCUCCCCCCACCCUCCCCAGGGAUAGCAUGGUGCACAAAACGGGAUGAAAAAAAAUACAUGCAAAUAUAUAGGGAAAUUUUUUAAUGUCUUCUGAAGAGGCACUGGCCAGAAAAGUACAGAUUUACAUCAAAGGUUUCUGAUAUAGUGCAGAUUAAAAUUUGUUAAAAUCAUAGCUCCGAGGGGUUGGAUGGGUCCACAAUAGGGGGUAAAAGUUUCACAUACAAAUAUAAUUCGGAUAUUUUUGAAGAUCUUCUGAAGAACCACCAUACCAGAUAUGUUUAUGUUUACAUGAAAGUUUCCGGACAUAGUGCAGAUCGAAGUUUGUAAAAAUCAUGGCCCCGGGGUGUAGGGUGGGGCCACAAUAUGGGAACAACGAUUUACAUGGGGAAAAAAUGGGCAAAUCUUCUAAAGAACCACUGAGCAAAAAAAGUUUCCAAAACAUUUCUUUUAGUGAUGUAACCAGUGAAAAUAGACUUUUCUUCUAUUCUUCUGUAACCAGUGAAAAUAGACUUUUCUUCUAUUCUUCUAGCUGCCCAAAGUUUUGCAUACAAAUAUACACUGGACCAUUUACAUUUACAUGUAAGCUUUCUGACAUAGCACUGAUUCAAAAUCUCCCAGGGGCUGGGGUGGGUUAAGGUAGGAGCCACAAUAGGGAUUAAAGUUUUACAUUCGAAUAUGUAGGGGGAAUCAUUCUGAGAAUUUCACUUUUUAAAUGGCAUAAAUAGUAGGUUUAUCUCUUUUUGAUGCGGCAUAAACCUAUAGCAUUUGGCAUACACCUGACCAAAACUCCUUGCAGGGAAUGCACCACAUUUCUCUCCCCUCAAAAUUCAACCAUACUUUUCUGUUCAGCCACUGUGGUUUGAAUUCACGUUUUCUUUUUUUUCUUUUUUUUCAUAUAGCUUGCGUUUUUCUUGUUCUGAUUUUUUUGUUUGUUUGACACCAUUUGGUUUAAUAACGGGCUUUGUGCCAUCAAAAUAUUUUAACUGUAGAACCAUUUACACGUCAUUUGUUGACCUUCACCUCAAAUUAUAUUUGCUAAGUCAGAUGUAUAUUAUUUUCUUUUAACAUUCUUGCAAUAUUUGAAUAUUUGCGAAAUAAAGAAAAAAGGACAACUCUUGUUAUAUUGUUAGGGAAAAUUUUAAUUUAAAAAUCGAUCCCAAUAAAAUUCAUCAAUGCAGAUAAAAAAAAAAAAACAUCGACAUUUAAAGACAUUCGAAUCAUACGCUGAACAAUUUGUCUAGAACACGUCAUAAUCUUCAAACCACUUACACACUUAUGUCGUAUAUUUUAAAAUCAAUGGGAGCACAGCGAUUUUUUUCUACCCACUGGUACUGGUACCGGUACCCAUUCAGUUGGGAAAAAUAGCGUCAAAAUUGAACAAAUUGGGAAUUUUCUAACAAUGUAUCGGCAAAUGAUUUCAACUAAAAGAAAAGAAAAAAGAGAACAAAACAAGAAGUAGUCAUGUCUUUACAAACUUUUUUACGCUAAUAUUUGCUGUUGUGAGAUAUAAGGAAUCGUCAUAGGCUCGUUUUAGAAUUGUUGUAGUUCUACAAAACACGCGCACUGCCAUGAUCUGUACUUUCGAUUUAAUACCAGAAGUGGACAUUUUAGUUAACUUCUACAACGUUUCAGACUAAGUAAAUUACGAUUUUUCGGCAAGUGAAUUGGGAAAUUUUAGUCUCAAAAUUGGGAAAAAGCAAUGGUUUUUGGCAUUGGGAAUGGUACUGUUUAUCGGUACCAGUUAUAUAAGGAAAAAAAUCGCUGGAGCACAAUCCAGGUCCCAAAAUAGAUUUUGACGAUUGUAAGGGAAAAUAUUUAUUUUAAGUGCAUUAUCACACACGUACCAUAAUCAUUUCUUUGUUUCUUGGAAUUUGGCAUCUAGACAAUUCGGGAUAUCUUAUUUGCACAUGACAUGGUACAACCUCAUUUGGAAUAGCCGCGGUGUAUCGGUUAAAUUCUGAGACUGGAAAAUCUUUAAAUAUGGGUUAAGGUGACUCGGGUGAGCAAUGUGGCUCAUGGACCUCUUGUUUUAAAUAUCCUACAGUUGCCAUAUCACUGCAUAGAUGAAUUCAAUACUUUAGUUUUUCCACAGGUGAUAGCAGUUAGAUUUAUCAGCAUCACAAGAUAACAGCUAGAUAUACCAGCAUCACAAGGAGAGAUAAAAUGGAAAACAUGUGGUGGUAACAAUAGUAACAUUGAUAGAUAGGAACUGAUAUUGUUUAGGGUAGGUUUAUCCUCAAAUCAAACUAAAGGCCCAGCUGAAGUUUGUUUUUUUAAUGAAGAGUUUUAGGUCAUCUGAGUCUUUUAGGUGACUUAAUACCUUUGGUCAUCGUCCGUCGUCAUGUGUCGUCCAUUACCAAAUUUACAUUUUAACUUCUUCUUGAAAACUACACUGCUAAAUGUUUCCACUUUUGGUGUGGAACAUCUUUAGGAUCAAAGGAAAAUAAAUAAUUGACUGUAAAAUGUAUGACCUUAAUUGCCACUACUGGGACCUCAUGGAUACAUAGGGCCAAAUAUUUUUUAAGAGACUAUAUAUGAAAAAUCAUCUUCUCUACUCCCACAGAUGUGGGAUAAAAACUAAAUGCAUAAUUAUGAUAUCCAUAAAGCCUGAAAUGUGUGGAGAAAACCAUUGCAGUUGAUGAAAUCUUCAAAAAUCUUCCUCUUUACUCUUAGAAACGAAAGAGUCAAACUAUUUAGCAUGAUUAUGAUAUAUACAUGUUAUAAGCAAUAUGAGUCCUUUACCUAAACUGUGAGUUGAUAACCCUUGGGAUCUGUAAAUCAUCUAUCAAAAUACCUUAGUGUUCUUUACUUUUGGACAGAAACCGUCAAAUGGUUGAUAUAAUUUAAAACUUGUGUAAUGCGAUAACACUUACUGAAAAAUAAAACUUGUUGAAAACGCAAUUUUUUAAAAAAAGAUCCUUACUCCUGAACUUCAAUAGGACAAACUGCUUGCAUAAUAACUUUUAGUUAUAUCAGUAUAUCUAUACCUAUUGCAAGCAACUAGCCCUAAUCACCGUUAGCGAACUGUUAGCUAUACAUAUGUAAUUACUCAUAACGAGCAACUAGUUAUAAUUAAUUAAAGAAAACAACUAGCCAUUGUAAUUACCUAAAACAAACAACCCGCCGUCAUUACCUAUAACGAGCAACUAGCCAUCAUUACCUAUAGCGAGUAACUAGCCACCAUUACCUAUAACGAACAACUAGCCAUCAUUACCUAUAGCGAGUAACUAGCCAUCAUUACCUAUAACGAACAACUAGCCAUCAUUACCUAUAGCGAGUAACUAGCCAUCAUUACCUAUAACGAACAACUAGCCAUCAUUACCUAUAGCGAGUAACUAGCCAUCAUUACCUAUAACGAACAACUAUCCAUCAUUACCUAUAGCGAGCAACUAGCCAUCAUUACCUAUAAUGAGCAACUAGCCAUCUUUACCUAUAACGAGCAACUAGCCAUUAUAAUUACCUAUAACAAGCGACAAGCCACAAUUACAUAGAGCAAGCAACUAUCCAUCUUUACCUAUAGCGAGCAACAAACCGUUAAUUACCAAUAGUGAGUAACAAGACAUAAUUACAUAUAGCGAGCAAAUAGCCAUCAUUACCUAUAGCAAGCAAUCAGCUAGCAAUACCUUUAGCGAGCAAUUUGCAAUCAUUACUUACAGCAAGCAAUUAGCCAUAAUUACCCCUAACAAGUAACUAUCCACCAUUACCUGUAGUGAGCAAUAAACCAUAAUUAUAUAUAGCGAGCAAUUACACAUCAUUACCUAAAGCGAGCAAAUAGCCAUCAUUACAUAUAACAUGCAGCUAGUCAUUAUAGUUACCUAUAGCGAGCAACUAGCCCUAACUACUAAUAGUGCGCAACUAGCUUUGAUUACCUAUAAAGAGCAAUUAGCCAUCAUUACUUACAGAAUUCUUAGAAAUAUUCUCCUCUACACCCGAGCAAAUAGAAAACAUAUUGUAGUUGUUAGUGUAUAUCACCUGUAAACAAAAUUAUAUAAAAAUCGCCAUGUCUGUCUGUCUACAUGUCCAUCUUCUGUCCUUCCCUAUUAAUCUGCAUCAGGGAGACAACUUGUAAUAAUAACAUUUAAUGAUCAGUCAACAUAUUUGAAAUCAUUCUGUUCCUCAAGAUUGAAAAUUGCAAUCAUUGAACCAUCAAUGUACAACACUUGCAACAGACAUUUAAGGAUUUCCUGUGCGAUACUCAGGUGACCGUUUCUGUCCAUCGGUCAGUAACCUAAAUGUUGAACUUUAAUGGAUUGAUAUAUCAGUAGUUAUAGUCUUUUCUAAGAAACUGUUUCAGUAAGAUGAAUGAUAAUUUAUCACCACGUUGAUAUUGUGAUUUCUUGAUUUUUGACAGGUUCAUACUGGACUUUCAUGAGGUCCUGCAGAACUGAGAAAAGGAAGUCGACGUCAAAGUGAUUGUAUUCUUAAAGACCCAGACCCUCCACAUCAUGGCCACACUAGGACUCAGUACUCAGCUAAAAGUACGACAAUGUUCUCAAUGUCAGAGGGACACUGAAUUUUACUGUAACACAUGUAAACGUGAUCUGUGUUUACAGUGUAAAAAGAAACAUGUCAUUGAUCUACAUACCAAACACCAUGAUGUUGUGAUUUACCGUGAGAAGUUUAACUACAUCCCCAGACAAGAGAUCUGUGUCAGACAUCCAGACAGGUUCUAUGAAAUGUUCUGUCAGUCGUGUGAACUUUCUGUCUGUUUCCGAUGUUUAGAGCACCGAAAACACCAAAUACUGGAUCUUAGAACAGCCUAUCAAACAAAGCGACAACAACACCGAGAAAUCAUUGACAACAUCAGAAGUGAGACUCUCUAUAACUGUCGUGUUCUCCUGGCAGGAAUCCAAACUGAUAUCCAAACUUGUCCCCCACAAAUCUGUCACCGUCAAUCACAGAUGUCAACAAAAGCCCAGAGACUGAAGGAUCUGAUUGACACUGUGGUAUGUGAUGUUAAAACAAGAUACCGAGGUUUAUUGAUUGAUAGAAUACAACAACAGAAGAGAAAAAUGAACAGACAACUAGUUCACCUACAGAACUAUGAAGACAGAUAUGAACAAUCAGCAAACAGAGCGGUACAAUUCCUCUUGUUUAUAAAGACCAGUCGUGUCCCCCAGAUAAAGAACAGUCCUAGUCAGUUAUUGAGUGUCAUCACAGAAAUCCAAAUGACAACAGGAAAACGACAAGUAGGAAUAGACGAGUGUGUGAAACUGAUGUCCACACCUGUAUUACACACGUCUGUCUGUGUGACAGGUGUUAGUCGUGUGGUACACAUAUCUCGUGUGAUGUCAGAUCGGGUCUGGGUCUCUGAUUAUAACAAUCUCAUCUUGACAGACACAACAGGAGACACUAUACACCGUGUGACAGAUAUAGGAUGGUAUAGAGGACACACAGUGAACAGUUCUGGUGAACUGAUUUAUAUAGACAGUGAUUAUAACAUCAACAAACUGUCUACAGACAAUAAAACAGUCACCAGACUGAUACAGAGUACAUCACCAUGGUAUCCACGGUGUGUGUACUGCUCCCCGUCCACUGGAGAUCUGAUGGUGGGGAUGUGGAACAUUGAUACAAAGACAGGCAAGGUAACCCGGUACAACAGUAGUGGUCAACACAUCCUGACCAUAGAACACGACAACACAGGUCACACACUGUAUAGUGUUCCUCUCUAUAUCACAGAGAACAAUAACGGUGAUAUCAUUGUGUCUGACAGGAUUAAUGAUGACCGUGGUGCUGUAGUGGUGAAAGAGCGCGGGGGGAGACAUCGAUUCUCCUACACAGAACCUCCAUCAGGAUCAUCACUAGCACCAUGGGGAAUCUGUACAGACGCGCUGUCACACAUCCUGGUGUGUGAUGAUAACACCCACACAGUACAGAUGAUUGACAAGGACGGUCACUUCCUGUCUCUGUUACUGACACGACAACACGGGAUAAACACACCAUGGAGCCUGAACUAUGAUGAUAAAACUCACCUUCUCUGGGUCGGAUCAUGGUACACCAACACAGUGUCUGUAUAUAGAUAUCUACAGAGGAGGUACUCUCUGACUGACUAUCCAGACAGUGAGGAAGACGACACCAGGGGGAAAUUUGACGUUGAUGACAAGGACGCCAGGGGAGAAGCUGAUCCUAAAACAUGUUGCCAGCGGUGUAUCUUGGUGUAGAUAUGACAUACAAUUACCAUUACCAUUCCUUCAGCCAAUGAAACUGAUAUACAUUUCUUAAUCUGGUGAUGGUGGACACGGAUUACAUUUUCUCAUCUAGUGAUGGUGGACACUGAUUACAUUUCCUCAUCUAGUGAUGGUGGACAUUGAUUACAUUUCCUCAUCUAGUGAUGGUGGACAUUGAUUACAUUAUUCCCAUCUAGUGAUGGUGGAUACUCAUUACAUUUCCUCAUCUAGUGGUGGUGGAUAUUGAUUACAUUCCUUAAUCUAGUUAUGGUGGACAUUGAUUACAUUUCCUCAUCUAGUGAUGGUGGACACUCAUUACAUUUCCUCAUCUAGUGAUGGUGGACAUUGAUUACAUUUCCUCAUCUAGUGAUGGUGGACAUUGAUUACAUUAUUCCCAUCUAGUGAUGGUGGACCUUGAUUACAUUUCAGCAUCUAGUGAUGGUGGACAUUGAUUACAUUUCCUCAUCUAGUGAUGGUGGACAUUGAUUACAUUUCCUCAUCUAGUGAUGGUGGACACUGAUUACAUUUCCUCAUCUAGUGAUGGCGGACACUGAUUACAUUUCCUCAUCUAGUGAUGGUGGACAUUAAUUACAUUUCCUAAUCUAGUGAUGGUCGACAUUGAUUACAUCUAUCAGUCAGUGAUGGCAGACAAACAUUAAUGUUGAUCAUUGUAGCAAGUAUUCGUGAUUUUGUGUUGAUUAUAACCUCCAUGUGAUUCAUUGAUCAAACCUUCAUUUUCACACUUUAUUUAUUACAUUUGUAUGUAUUGACUUGAUGAGAGACAUUUGUAUGUCUCCCUUCAAAGAAGAGGGGCAUGUUGGUUUGUACCUGUCGGUCGGUAGAUCACGUUGUCCACCCAAUAUCUUGAGAACCAUUCACUUGAUCGUAAUAAUAUUUCAUAUGUAUGUUGAUUAUGAAGAGAAGAGGCCCCCUAUUGUUUUUCAGGUCAAAAGGUUAAAGGUCAAGGGUCAGUCUACUCUGGACAUAGGAAUAUAAUGUCCGCUCAAUAUCUUGAGAACCCUUUGUUUGACAGACAUCAAACUUGGUACACUGGUAUAUCUUUAGAAAAAGAUGACCCCUAUUGAAUUUGAGGUCCCAUGGUCAAAGGUAAAGGGUCAAACUGGACAUUCGGAUAUACUGUCUGCUCAAUAUAUUGAGAACCCUUUGCUUGACAUACAUCAAACUUGGUACACUGGUACAUUUUCAGGAGUUGAUGACCUCUAUUGAUUUUUCGGUCACAUGGUCAAUCCGCUCUUGACAUAGGAAGAUAUUGUCUGCUCAAUAUUUUGAAUUAAUGAUACUAUCAUUUAAAUGAUGUGUGUAUAACUCUUUUCAAUUUUGCACCAUGGGUGGGGAGUGGCAUAUUCGUUUUAGAAAUAUCUCUUGUCUAUAUAAGUUUUAUGAUGUAUUUUUUAGCUCACCUGAGCCGAAGGCUCAAGUGAGCUUUUCUUAUCACAUUUUGUCCGGCGUCCGUUUGUCUGUCUGUCCGUCUGUCUGUAAACUUUUCACAUUUUCAUCUUCUUCUCAUGAACCACUGGGCCAAUUUCAACCAAACAUGACCAAAAGCAUCCUUGGGUAAAGGGUUUUCAAGUUUGUUCAAAUGAAGGGCCAUGUCCCUUUCAAAGGGGAGAUAAUCACAAAAAUGCAAAAAUAGGGUGGGGUCAUUUAAAAAUCUUCUUCUCAAGAACCAGUGGGCCAGAAGAGCUGAAAUUUACCUGAAAGCUUCCUGACAUAUUGCAGAUUCAAGUUUGGUCAAAUCAUGGCCCCCGGUGGUAGGAUGGGGCCACAAGGGGAGAUCAAAGUUUUACAUACAAAUAUAUAGGGAAAAACUUUAAAAAUCUUCUUCUCAAGAACCACUAAGCCAGAAAAGCUGAGAUUUACAUGAAAGCUUCCUGACAUAAUGCAGAUUCAAGUUUGUUCAAAUCAUGGGCCCCGGGGGUUCGAUGGGGCCACAAUAGGGGAUCAAAGUUUUACAUACAAAUAUAUAGGACAAAUCUUUAAAAAUAUUUUUCUCAAGAACCACUGAGCCAGAAAAGCUGAUUUUUACAUGAAAACUUUCUGACAUAGUGCAGAUUCAAGUUUGUUCAAAUCAUGGCCCCCAGGGGUAGGAUGGGGCCACAAAGGGGGAUCAAAGUUUUACAUACAAAUAUAUAGGGAAAAACUUUAAAAAUCUUCUUCUCAAGAACCACUAAGCCAGAAAAGCUGAGAUUUACAUGAAAGCUUCCUGACAUCAUGCAGAUUCAAGUUUGUUCAAAUCAUGAGUCCCGGGGGUUCGAUGGGGCCACAAUAGGGGAUCAAAGUUUUACAUACAAAUAUAUAGGACAAAUCUUCUUCUCAAGAACCACUGAGCUAGAAAAGUUGAUUUUUACAUGAAAACUUUCUGACAUAGUGCAGAUUCAAGUUUGUUCAAAUCAUGGACCCCGGGGGUAGGAUGGGGCCACAAGGGGGGUCAAAGUUUUACAUACAAAUAUAUAGUUAAAAUCUUUUUCUCAAUAACCACUGAGUCAGAAAAGCUGAUAUUUACAAGAAAACUUUCUGACAUAGUGCAGAUUCAAGUUUAUUCAAAUCAUGGACCCCGGGGGUAGGAUGGGGCCACAAGGGGGGUCAAAGUUUUACAUACAAAUAUAUAGUUAAAAUCUUUUUCUCAAUAACCACUGAGUCAGAAAAGCUGAUAUUUACAAGAAAACUUUCUGACAUAGUGCAGAUUCAAGUUUAUUCAAAUCAUGGCCCCCGGGGUGUAGAAUGGGGCCACAAGUGGGGGGGGGGGGUGAAAGUUUUACAUACAAAUAUAGGAAAAACUUUAAAAAUCUUCUUCUCAAGAACCAUUGAUCCAAAGAAGUUGACAUUUACAUGAAAGCUUUCUGACAUAGUGAAGAUUCAAGUUUGCAAAGGGUAGUUUGGGCCAUAAUAGGGACCAAGGUUUUACAUGCAAAUAUAUAUGGAGUCUUCAGAUAUGGGCCAAGGUGACUCGGGUGAGCGAUGUGGCCCAUGGGCCACUAGUUUGUAAAACAAUUUUCAAUCAUGUAAAUGUUUUAGAUAUUUUCUAUCUGUAUUAUGCAUGUCUGCUAAAAUAAAAAGAAACGAUUGUGUACAUAAAAAGA